This is a messenger RNA of Amphimedon queenslandica, 795 nucleotides long. RefSeq lists its product as uncharacterized. The transcript has 4 exons. Lineage: Eukaryota; Metazoa; Porifera; Demospongiae; Haplosclerida; Niphatidae. The record is from RefSeq and is a predicted model, not a curated record. Gene Ontology annotation, molecular function: protein binding. The coding region runs from base 43 to 795 and encodes 250 amino acids.
GGUAAUGAUGGCUAUGUGAUUGGAAAAGGUCUCAAUGAUAAAAUGAGAGACUUUGGUCUUUAUCUACGUAGCUCAAAAAGUACAAUCUGGCUAGCAUAUGGAUCUGAUGAUAAAGGUGUUGGAUUCCGUGGUAUUAUAUUCUUUUAUGAUGUUAAUGUUGCUGAUGGGAAUGAGCACUCAGUGACAGCAGUCAUUGAUGGUUCUGCUAACAGUGCAUCUCUUUAUAUUGAUGGAGUAUUGAGAGGAUACCAGUGCCCAUUGCCAGUCAAACCAGCCUUCAGACCUGAUUAUAACAUUCUCUAUGUGGGUGGCAGACCAGGUACUAAAAGAUUUCAAUUCAAAGGUUCCAUCAGAAACCUCUUCAUUGGAUCUGGUGCUUUCCAGUAUGACAAUGUCAAGCAGUUACAUGAUGAUGCAUUUGAUGGUGACAGCUCUCUUAGUCUUGAGACAACAGACACUCAAUAUUGUUUACCAUACAUUAGUAGUAAUGAGAGGUGUAUUGUUGGAAAUAAUAAUGAUUUUAGGUGUCAUCAUACCCAAGUUUGUGUUCCUGAUUUUGCUGCUAGUGUAGCUAAACAGUUACCAAUUCAAGGAGCUAGUUUUCAUCUUUAUGGUGUGUGUCUCACUCCCUGUGAUUGUGAUAAUACUGUCAGUUAUGAGUGUGGGAUUGAUGGUAAUACUUAUCUUAAUUCCUGCAUGAGGGUCUGUGUUAAUGUACUGAAACUUCAUGAUGGUCAGUGUUUCAAUUAUGCACUAGCUUAUGCAGCUUGUAAUGAAACCUUCUCUAGUCAAUAA